Stylophora pistillata is the source of this 2346-nucleotide messenger RNA. RefSeq names its product myosin-3-like. Lineage: Eukaryota; Metazoa; Cnidaria; Anthozoa; Scleractinia; Pocilloporidae. The record is from RefSeq and is a predicted model, not a curated record.
AUGUCUGGAGAAUCGGAAACUUCUGCUGCAAGCGCUACGCGCACGGAUGAUCUCAUGUCCAUACCUUCAGUGGAAGAACUUAGAGAGUCGUUGGAAAAUCUAAAAUGGAACAUAGGAGAGUCAGAGGAAAUGAGUGAAGAAGAGAAGAAUGAUUAUGCGGACGCCAUACGUAGAUUGGAGGAGGCGUUUAACUCAAAGGAAGAAGCAAAAGUGUUGAGUGCCGUUAGUGGAGAUGUGUCAGCCUGGGUGGACAAGUACAAACAUGUGAGGGUUCGCAUGAACGUGGAAAGCAUGGUUGGAUUUUCUUUCGCAGGACGUACCGUUGCCACUCUUUUGCAAAACUUGUGCCACAUGACCGUCCAAAACAGUAAGCCUUUAGAUGAAUUCAAAGACUUGGUGUCAGACGUGUUAACACGCAUCGACGGUUGCAAGGUGCUUGUGAAAGAUGCUGUUAAGGAUGGCAUGGAGGUGUUAAAGACCAAGGUGGAGGAUGUUCAUGACCGUGUCUCUAUGUGUCGCGAAGAGUUUGAAGAAGUCGCCAAGUGGAUUCCGCCCGCUCGGCAAAGCAUAGAAGAGAGUAAAGAAGACAUUUCUCGAGUUCACAAGUGUUUGAGUGGUCGCGUAGAGGAAUUGAGAGAUGAGGUUGAAAGUAAUGCAACUACACCUUCACACGAGGUUGAAAGUGUAGAGAAAGAAAUGAAGACGAGAAUGGAUGUCUUUAGUCGUGAUUUGAGAGAAGUCAAAGAAGAUGUGGAGAGCAUUGAGAAACCUUACGAGGAAGAGUUGCAGGCUAAGAAAGAUGAGUUGAAGGAAAUCGAAUCCAAGAUAAAGAACGAAAAAGAGAAAUGGCAAUUUGGAGAAUGCGAGGCCGUUCGCUUUGAAGAGCUCACCAAAACGAUGGUUACUGUGGGUGAACGCAUGGAGGCCAUAGAACAAAGAUUGCUCAAGACAGAGGAGAGGGGUUAUGUGCAGUUGGAAGGCAACAUCGACGAUUGCAGUGCACGUUACGUUGAGAUGCAAGAGGGAUAUCGCACCAUAUUGCGUUACGUGCGUACAUUGGAGGACGAGCUUACUGCAGCCAAAAAGGAUUGGAGGAAGGAGAAAAUUGUUAUGCAGACUUACUGCGAUCAUGCCAUAGAGGUGGGGAAGAAUUAUCGCAGCGAGUAUCGCUCCGAAGUGUCAGAAAAGCUCACCGAAUGCAAUACUGACGAUGAAUACGGCACAUUCGAAGACGAAAUCGAAAAACGUGCAACCAAAUACCUGUCUCCAUCUCAACAGUUAGAGCGAUUUGCCUUGGUAAAGAAGAAAGACAAGACGGCUACCGAGUUACUGAAAGAGCAAGAUCCUGAAUACAUGGCCUUUAAGAAGAGCUGUGACUUUGUCAAUGCAAGCGUGCUAACGUACAUUCAAGAUCAAAAGAAACAACUCAUGAAGGAUUGCGGGGCAGAUGAAAAUUGUGGGGAUGACGAAUCUACUCACACGGGAGAGGGUGAGGCAGGAGAUACAGAAGAUGAAAGCGAGGUUGAUGACGACAACUGGCGGCAAGACAUACAUGCAGUUGGUGUGGAAUUGCAAGGCAUUAAGAAGUACUCGCACGACCUUCAUAGUGAAGUCAUGGCUUACAAGGCUAGUCUAGAAGAAGCCCUAAAGUUGCCUGAUAGGUUGAAGGAGUUUGAAGAACGUGUGUCCAAGUUCGAAAACACUGUCUCUAUUGAUUAUGCUGCCUUGCAUAAGUCUAUUGCUGCAUUGCACAAGAAACACGAAGUCGAUCAACUCGUUGCUGCCAAUGCUCAUGCUCAGGAAACGUAUACCGUGCGUAGCAUUAAAAAUAAUGUGACCAAGCUGUCGGAAAUCCGAGAAGAUCACGAGGUGGUGGCCGAAAAGGUGCGACAACACGAGCGAGUCUUGCAAGACCUUGUGAAAGUGGCAGACAGGCUGAAAACCGUGGAGAGUGUCAUAGACGCCUUAAACGAAGAGGUUGUGAGCGAGGAAGUGGCCGUUAAAGAAGGUGACGAAGGAGACAAAGUCGCACCAGUGUACGACGAAGGUGAGGACAUUCAAGCCAUUUCCAAGCGUCGCAUGCUUCGUGCCAAACCAUACGCUGCAUUGGCCAGACGCCCCAAAGCCCCUUUGAAGCGUACCGACAGCAUCACACGGCCUUUGGUGCGAGAACCCAUCAUCGUACCCGAUUUUCAACCUGUUUUCAUGCCAGCAGGUAAACCACAUGCCAUCCUAGACGAGGGUGGUGCUAAAGAGAAACCGUGCUUUGUCGAAAGAAACAAUGGCGUGCGCGAUGACUCCGAAAAAGUAUGUCAAAGGGCUGAACCUGCUGAAGAAGCAAGUUAA